CUCUUUGCUCCACAUCGUACUCUGUGCAUGUUCCUAAAAGUUCAAUAUCAAUCGACUUUGGCUCUUAAUAUGCAUGUGAUCUCCAGACUCCGGCCUACCGUCUUUUCUAGGAGCUAAAGACUAGGAGACGGCGUAACAUGUCGCCUCCCACAAUUAGUACAACUACUGCAUCGGCCCGGGUGAGGGCCUGUAACGGCUGUCGGCAGAUGAAGCUACGAUGCGAUGCUCAUGAAGACAAUUAUGGUGCAUGCUCCCGAUGCCGGAAUAUGCGUCGGGACUGUGUUAUCUCCACAUCGUUCAAAAGGCGAAGUAGGCAAACUAAAGCCCAAUUGGAAUGCGAACUGGAGAGACUUCGUGCACAAUAUGGAUCGCCUCCUAGAAAUCACUCUCCUUCAGCUAUGCUAAUAGAGCAGCCCAAUCCGCCACCUAAUGGCCGUUCAAGUUGGGAAUCCGAAUCCAACAUGAAUCAAUAUUCCGAAUCUUUGCCUGUCAACCGGCUUCCAAACGCCAUUUCUUAUCCAGAGGACAUGCUCUUUCGUCUCGACCAACCUCUUUCUGAGCCGAGCGUAACUCCAUUAUCAGUGUCGACAGCCCCAGCACAGGACAACCUGAUGACUGCGGAAGGGCCUCACGAACCGGAUGCCAGUACAGCUUUCAGUCCUUCUGUUGGCACGUCAACUGUCGAACAUACGCAUUCUGACCGUAAAGAAACUCGAACCAUUUCCCAGCGAUUAGGAGAUGUGGAGUUGAGUGCCCGGAAAAUCAAUGGGUGUUUUUCUAUGUUUUACCAAUUCUAUAAACCGGUUCUUCCGGGAAUUUUCGACGGCGACAAAAACCCCAAUGAUGUCUACGAAUCGUCCAACUUCUUAUUUUGGACUAUAGUAUACGUUGGAGCAAGAAGAUACGCAAAGGACCCCACUAUCGUCGAGUCUCUUACGAAUCCACUGAAAGACUUCAUACAUAAGUCUCUAUUUGAUCCAGACAAAGCCAUUUCCACCAUCAAGGCUUCUCUUCUCCUCUGUCUCUGGCCUUUACCCAUUAGCACGACGUUCAGGGAUCAGAACCCUGCCAUUGCAGGUGCUGCUAUGCAAUUAGCUGUACAGCAAGGCCUGCACUACUCUAGGCAUCAGGAUUUUGUGCGCGUGGCUUUGAAAAAGCCUGCAGCAAACAAAAUAUUCCGCGCCCGUCUCUGGGCGCACUGUGUCACGGUCUUCCAAAGUACGAACAUGCAUGACGGAUUUCCUCCUCCGAUGGCGCUAGAUCCAGUUUGUGCCGACAGGAAUUUGAGUAUUUCAGAUGGUCUACCUGGAAUUAUACUAUAUCAAUAUCGUUUGCAUCGCGUUUUGACGAGCGCAUUGGCAUCGAUAAUGCACACCACCGAUCUUGACUGCACUAGGGAUGGAGAUUCUUUAAAUUCGUCAAUACUAUUCUACGAUGCCCAGGCUCAAGAAAUCUCUCCGGUGGAAGCCAAUGAUCUAGGCACUUUUGCACUCAACAACGUCCGCCUCUUGAUCCGAGGCUUUCACUUCUUUGCGGCUCCAGGGGCCGAACGUACGGCCGGAAUUCUCCAGCUUUAUGUCAUCUCUUGCAGUAUGAUCCAAUCAGCAUCUCGAAUGGACAAGUAUCAUGACUUUGGAAAUCACUGCAACGCUUUGCAAACACGCGCGAUAGCUUUGGCUGCAGUAUGCAUUCUUCGCGUCCAUAGAAGCAGUUUGCGCACGCAAAUCGAUAUCGACGCCGGUGAGGAUAUGUUCUUUGAAGCAAUUCGGAUUUCAAAGAAGCAUUCAAUUCAAAACAAUGACCUAGAUGGUCGAACUUCCAUCAUACUAACUCAACUCUGGUCAAGUACUCGAGUAUUCAAGUUCAAAGAUGGUUCCAUAGACGGUCUUCGGCUGCUACUUCGCGGUCGACUGUCUAUGAGCGUCUUAUUCGACUGUCUAUGGUGGUGGCGAGCGGAAUUCGGGGGGAAGUCUAAUCCGUAUGUUGAGUCUGAGACGGAUCGAACACAUGCCGCAUCAUCAUCCAUCGAGGCCUCAGUAUCGACGGAGACUAUAAUACACCAAAACAUAGCCGAACUAUUCGAAGUGGAGUCUAUCGAUCAAGGUACACUUCCAAACCCAUUAUUAGAUCCUUCAGAACUUCCAAAUUGGAAUUGGGGUGAAGUUGAAGAUCUAGACUUGAAUUGGUAUUGACCUACCAAAAUCUGAGGAAUAUAGUUCAAAACCACGUCGCACCCACAUUCGAUUUCUUACACACGAAAGCGCCUUUAUGCAUGGUCAUUCUAUAAUCAUUAUUGAAUUAUUUAUACUAAUUACGCUAUCGGAUUCUUUGUCAAUCCACCCAUCAGCCCCUGGAGUAACAUGAUAUCAUCGCACUUUUCCAG
Molecule: messenger RNA, 2383 nt
Organism: Eremomyces bilateralis CBS 781.70
Lineage: Eukaryota; Fungi; Ascomycota; Dothideomycetes; Eremomycetales; Eremomycetaceae
Exons: 7
Coding region: 138-2192 (684 amino acids)
Biological process (GO): regulation of DNA-templated transcription; DNA-templated transcription
Cellular component (GO): nucleus
Molecular function (GO): transcription cis-regulatory region binding; DNA-binding transcription factor activity, RNA polymerase II-specific; zinc ion binding
Source: RefSeq, a predicted model, not a curated record